UCACCAUUUGCGGUACCGCGGAUGAUACCACUUGAGCGCAGCCUUCAGACUUCAUGAUUGUGACGACGACGUAUUAUGAAGAUCCAAAAACUUUUUAUACACAUUUGAGAAUAUUAUUCAUAUAGCUUGUUUCUGUGCUACAGUUCAAAGAUUUGCAUUUUGUUCAAAAAUGUUUGGCAAGAAGAAAGAAGUAAAACGGCGACCAAGACCAGCAGGAAGUCUGGCGCAGUAUGGGUUAUUUGAAAUUCCUGAUAAUAUUGAUGACAUCGCUGCAAUCAGCACUGAUGAUGGACAUGAUCAUGAUUUGGAGGCGGAACUUGCUGCUUUGACAUCUAAUAACGACUCCGAACGUCCUCGACGUCGUAAAGCACCAAAGCCUAUUCCAAAUGAAAACCUUGAUGCUAUGGUUGCUGAAAGCAUGAAGGACAUCGAUCUUGAUGCAGAAUUGUCUGGUGACGAUGAUGAUGAUCCUGAUUUAUUGAAUGAGCUUAAGGAGAUAACAGGAGAUGAAUCUGUUUCUCCAGAGCCUUCAGAGGAGGAGCAAUCACACAUGGAAGAAAAGAAUGACAGUGAUACUACAGAGUUGAUAACAUUAUUACAAGAAAGACUAGCUAUGUAUAAAACUGCAGAAAAAAAAGCUAAGAAUGAAAAUGAAGCAGGACGAGCUCGUCGUUUUGCUCGAGGUGUUAAAACAUUGGAAGGAAUGUUAGCUGAUACACAUUCUGGGAAAGUUGUGAAUAAGGCUGAUAUGCCACCAGUACUUCCACCUUCAGCUGUAGAAUCAUCUGACAAUGGUCCUACAGAAAAUAAAACCGAUGAACUAACAACACCUGCCGAGUCUAUUGUGCCAGAAGAAACUCCUGUACCAGAAGCUCCACAAGCUGUAACCGUGGACCCAAAAAAACUAGAAUUAUUGAAAAAACGACAGCAAGAAUAUAAAACAGCUGCUGUUGCCUGGAAGAAAUCUGGCAAUGUUCAAGAAGCUCUUCAACAUGUAAAAUUAGCUAAACAGUUUGAUAUAGUGAUUGCAAGUCUAAUAGCUGGUGAAGAUAUAGAUUUAUCUGACAUGCCACCAUCACCCAAUCUACCUUCAACAGGAACAAUAGCAGCAAGUCCUCCAGUGACAGAAAAAGAGGAAAGUGAAGCACAAAAAGGUGCACAAACAGAAGUGUCGGAACCAGUUCAGCACCAGGCAAAGGAAACUACCGAUAUUGGCACUGCUUUAAAAGAAAGAUUGGAAGUAUAUCGUCGUACAAAAACCACUGCCGAAGAAGAAGGAAAUUCCUCAAAAGCACGAAGAUACGGUCGUAUUUGUAAACAAUUUGAGGAUGCACUGAAGUUACAUUCUCGUGGAAAACCCAUUCCUAUUGAUGAGCUACCUACGCCGCCGGGUUUUCCGCCAUUAUCGAUGGGACCACCAGCAUCUCCAGCUAAGCCAGAUAUUCCACCACCACAACCUGAACCAAAAUCACAGUCGGAAUUAGUACCAGAGUCAACCCCAUCUGGGGAAGAAUCGGACAAAAAGUCACCAGACAAGAAAGCUCCUCCUGUACCUCCAAGGUCCAAAUUAGCAGUGAAUAAACAAAAACGAGUGACAUCGCGCGCCGAUAAACAAAUGAUGCAGUUACAACAGAGGCAGCACGAACUCAAGCAAGCUGCAUUGGCUGCAAAGAAUGACGGUGAUCUAGAUUUGGCAAAAGAUUACUUAAGGCAGGCCAAGGGAUUGGAUCCAUUAAUCGAAGCAAGCAAAUCUGGUUUACCAGUUGAUAUGGAUUCUGUUCCGUUAUCGCCACUUGCAAAAAUGCAAUUACAAGUAAAUGGAAUAGACCCCAAAGAAGAUGAUUUCACUUUGAUCUCUGCCGACAAUUGCACUGAGGAAGCAGCUGGAACUGAUCAACAAAUUUAUGAUAAUCUUGAAGCGCAGUUAAUCAAACAAAUCAAGUGGUGCCUAUCAACUAGAGAUCAUUCAAAGGCCUUAGGUGAUGUAGCAGGUUAUAAUAGAUGGGAGCGAUUAGCUUUGGGAUAUACAAGAGAUCUUGAUAUGUUAAGAGUUCGAAAACGGGACGCACUGCCACCACCACAGCAUCAUUAUGAAAUUAAGACCUAUGCUAUAGUUCAGAGCUGCACGGAUUUAGGUGACUCUGACCUUGAAUUAUCGAUAAUCCGUGGUGUGAAUUACGUUCGUGAAGCAGACACAUAUGUAAUGUUCGAGUUUCCGUAUCCAUCUGACAAUCCACCGUCCGAUAGAACUUCCACAGUAAGGGAUACUAAUAAUCCUGAAUAUGAGGCUGUGUUUCCAUUAAGCGGUGUAGUGGAUCGUACUUCUAGACAAUGUCAGCGUGCAUUUAAAAGACAUGCAGUGAAAUGUCAAGUUUGGGCCAAAGGAUGCUCGAUGAACCCCAUCCUGUGUUGCACUCAUCCAAGAGGAUUUUUCAGAAGUGAUAGUCUUCUUGGCACUGUGACUGUCAAGCUGCAGCCAUUAGAAACACAGUGCAUCUUGCAUGAUUCCUUUCCGUUGAUGGAAGGAAGAAAAGCAGUAGGAGGUAAACUGGAAGUAAAGUUACGUGUGAGAAAUCCUAUUCUCACCAAACAAAUUGAGCAAAUCACUGAUAAAUGGUUAACAAUUGAUCAUUGAUCUUUCGUUGUCUCGUGAGAGAUAUUAUUGAUCUGUCAACGCUUAAAAAUCAGCAUUCGCACUACAGUGACUUUGAGCAAUUAAUCCAGCAAAACUAACAUUGCGAAGAGGUUUGCAAAAAUUACUAUGCACACAAGAAUAUAUAUAUAUAUAUAUAAAUGUAUAUACCCAAGAUAUUUUAAUGUAUUGGUUUUAAGUAUAGCUAACAAAUAUUUUUAUUUUAUCGCAGCUUUAUAAAUGAUAUAAAUCUACCUAAUAAAUGGAAUCACUCAUUCGA
Molecule: messenger RNA, 2912 nt
Organism: Cephus cinctus (wheat stem sawfly)
Lineage: Eukaryota; Metazoa; Arthropoda; Insecta; Hymenoptera; Cephidae
Gene: l(2)gd1
Product: coiled-coil and C2 domain-containing protein 1-like
Exons: 12
Coding region: 170-2635 (821 amino acids)
Biological process (GO): regulation of transcription by RNA polymerase II
Cellular component (GO): nucleus
Molecular function (GO): DNA-binding transcription repressor activity, RNA polymerase II-specific; RNA polymerase II cis-regulatory region sequence-specific DNA binding
Source: RefSeq, a predicted model, not a curated record